AUGAUUAAUAUUGAAGAGCCUAUGUCGACUUAUCGGCAAAAGAAUCCCUCGCCUUUUGAGCAUAAUCUGCCAUUUCUAUCCAACUAUGACGAGUAUCUAAUAAUUGAGCUUAAACGUGAUAAGCUUAAUUACGCAUUGCGAAUAUUUGCGAGAUUUGACGAGGAGUAA
Molecule: messenger RNA, 168 nt
Organism: Plasmopara halstedii
Lineage: Eukaryota; Oomycota; Peronosporomycetes; Peronosporales; Peronosporaceae
Exons: 2
Coding region: 1-168 (55 amino acids)
Source: RefSeq, a predicted model, not a curated record